This is a messenger RNA of Populus nigra (black poplar), 759 nucleotides long. RefSeq lists its product as uncharacterized. The record is from RefSeq and is a predicted model, not a curated record. The transcript has 2 exons. Lineage: Eukaryota; Viridiplantae; Streptophyta; Magnoliopsida; Malpighiales; Salicaceae. Bases 147 to 572 code for a protein of 141 amino acids.
CCCUUCCUUUUCCUUUCUCCCUUCAAUUUAUAAACAACCACCGCUGCUAAGGCUUAUACAUACGCAAAAGAAACAGCCUUUCUUCCUCUCUUCUUCCUCUCCUCUCUGUGAAAUCAACUGAUCUUCGAUCGAUCAAUCAAUCAAAAAUGGCAACAACAGCUGAGAAAAGAAAGCCAGUGUUCAUCAAAGUAGAAGAACUCAAGCCUGGCACCAAUGGUCACAAUCUCACUGUCAAAGUUCUUGAAUCUAAACCAGUCCCUGUCCCUAAGCCACGUCGUGCUCCUAUGUCUCUCUCUCAACGCCCUCAACGCCCUUCUCGAAUCAAUGAAUGUCUUGUUGGUGAUGAAACUGGCUGUAUUGUUUUCACUGCAAGAAAUGAACAAGUUGACAUUAUGCAGCCUGGUGCCACUGUCAUCCUGCGCAAUGCCAAGAUUGACAUGUUCAAGGGGUCUAUGAGGCUUGCCGUAGACAAGUGGGGACGUGUUGAAGUUGCAGAACCUGCGAACUUUGCAGUUACAGAGAACAACAAUCUUUCUCUGGUGGAGUAUGAACUGGUUACUGUUCAAGCAUGAUUAGCGUCUCUUAUGGGAGUGAAUAUUUCAAAUUUAGUAAAGACUUGAUUAUUGUUCCCUGGUUGUGAACUAUAACUUAUAUAUGAAGACUAAGAUAUGCUCAGAAGUUGUAAGUUUUAGCAAUAUUGCGUUGUUAAUGCAACAAUUAUCAGAUUGAGAAUGAAAUAGUUAAAUGUGAUUAGCCAAA